This is a messenger RNA of Pseudomassariella vexata, 1683 nucleotides long. RefSeq lists its product as uncharacterized. NCBI's taxonomy places the organism in Eukaryota, Fungi, Ascomycota, Sordariomycetes, Amphisphaeriales, Pseudomassariaceae. Gene Ontology annotation, molecular function: oxidoreductase activity; FAD binding. Bases 1 to 1683 code for a protein of 560 amino acids. The transcript has 5 exons. The record is from RefSeq and is a predicted model, not a curated record.
AUGCAGUUCCUAACUGUUGCCUCCGCACUGUUCACUGGGGCAGCUGCUACUAUCAGCACCAACACAAUGUCAUGCAUGUGCUUUCCUGGCGACACCUGUUGGCCCUCGGAGGUGGAUUGGGCCGGCUUGAAUGCCACGGUCGGAGGUCGACUGAUUGCCACAGUACCACUCGGAUCCCCUUGUCAUGAUCCGACGUACAACGCAACGGAAUGUGCCUACUUGCAGAGCCAAUGGCUCUAUUCUGGUAUCCACAUGAACUCGUCGUCUUCCGUAAUGGCACCCUUCUUCGCCAACCAGAGCUGUGAUCCAUGGCAACCAACGUCUCGACCUUGUUCGUUGGGAAACUACGUUCGUUACUCCGUCAAUGCGACUGGUCCAGACGACAUUAUUGCGGCCGUAAACUUUGCCAGGGAGAAGAACGUCAGGUUCGUAGUUCGAAAUACGGGGCACGACUACCACGGCCGCUCAACCGGGGCCGGAGCGUUGAGUGUCUGGACACAUCACCUGAAGAAUAUCGAAAUUUUGUCCUGGAAUGACACCAGCUACUCAGGUCCUGCGUUCAAAUUCGGAGCCGGCAUUCAAGGUUUUGAGGCUUUGGCUGCCGCCACGGAUCUGGGGCAUGUUGUUGUUACGGGGGAGUGUCCAACUGUUGGCAUCGCGGGUGGCUAUACUCAAGGUGGCGGGCACUCAGGCCUGAGCACGAAGUAUGGGCUGGCUGCCGACAACACCCUCUCAUUCGAUGUUGUCACGAGUAGCGGGGACCUUGUCGUCGCUUCACGAUCCGAGAACACUGAUCUGUACUGGGCUCUCUCCGGAGGUGGCGUCGGCUACGGCGUUGUCGUCUCCAUAACGGUCAAGGCUCACCCCGAGGCAACUGUUAGUGGUGCCAAAUUCUCUCUGCAGCUUUCUGACAAUGGAAAUUCGACCGCAAAGUUGUAUCAAGCGAUCGACUUGUUCCAUGAAAGCUUGCCUGACAUCGUCCAGGACGGCAACAUGGUUAUUUACUUCUUCACAAACACCUUCCUCCAAAUUCCCGCCCUAACUUCCUACAACCAAACUCAAGCACAGCUCGAGGCAACCUUGUCACCUCUGUUAACCAAGCUCGAUGGUCUGAGGUACAAUUACACUGUUACUUACACCGAGUACCCUACUUACUACGAACACUAUGACCACUACUGGGGUCCUCUGCCUGAUGGCAAUAUCCAGGUCGGCGUAGCCCAAUUUGGAGGACGCCUCAUUGAGCAUCAACAUCUAUCCAACUUCUCGUCCACUGCCCGUGCCAUUGCCGAGGAGGGCGUCAUCUUCAUUGGCGUCGGUACUGACGUCGGCUCUUUUGGCGGGGAUAACGCAGUUUUGCCAGCGUGGAGAAAUACCAUUGUUCAAGCAUCCUUAGAGCUGUCAUGGAACUUCACAGCUCCAUGGAGUGAAGGACUUGCUGCCCAAGAAAAAAUCACUGAUGUGGUUGGGCCGAUAAUUGAAGCGGCAACUCCUGGAUCUGGUACAUACAUGAAUGAGGCCGACUGGCGUCAGCCUGAUUUCCAGAAUGUGUUUUACGGAAGCAAUUACGAUAAACUACUGAGCAUUAAGAACGACUGGGACCCUACCAAUAUGUUCUACUCGGUUAUUGCUGUGGGCAGUGAGGCGUAUACCGUCCAAGAAGAUGGACGCCUGUGCAAAGCUUGA